AUGAAGUUCGAAUUAUUACCGAACGAAAUUUUAUUUGAUCUAUUUAAUUAUUUGAAUGGUGUUGAUCUUCUUCAUGCAUUUUAUGGUCUCAAUUAUCAUUUCAAUUUUCUUCUCUAUAAACAAUAUCGAUCUUAUCGUUUCAUAUUUAAUUUGAUAUCAAAAUAUAAUUUUGAUAUAAUAUGUUCACAACAUCUACCAUUUAUUGUUGAUCGAAUUAUUGAUCUUAGUCUUUCUGAUGGUGAAAAUACUCCAGGACAAAUUAAUUUACUUCUAUCUUACAUACCAUCAUUUAGUCAAUUUACUCAAUUACGAUCACUUUCAAUAUUUCAUCUUCAUUCAUAUAAUAUAUUAAUGAAAAUCGUCAAUGAAUGUCAUCAUCUUAAUCAUCACAUUUUCAAUCAGUUGUCAACAUGA
This is a messenger RNA of Rotaria sp. Silwood2, 414 nucleotides long. The record is from the annotation of a GenBank genome assembly. NCBI's taxonomy places the organism in Eukaryota, Metazoa, Rotifera, Eurotatoria, Philodinida, Philodinidae.